CAAGCAUGUUGCAUGCUACAUACAUUUGAUGCAAAAGAGAGAUCUAUUUCGAGACCUCUAUAAAAGGAGAGGCCAGAAUCAAUAUGGUCACAGAUACAAAGUUUCAAGAGCACAAUUAAUCCUUUGGCACCAGAAUAGCUCAAGCUAUGGUGCGCUUAGGCUUAGGUGUGUUUUUGGUCAUCCUCUCGAUGCUUGUUGGGGCAGAGGCAACAGCUUUUCGUCCAAAGACUAAGAAAGUGUGGUGCGAAGACACAAAAUUCUAUAAGUGUUACCACAUAGAUCUCUAUUGCCCGGCAGCAUGCCCCAGCACUUGUUUUGUGGAUUGUAAGACAUGCAAAUCUGUUUGCCAAGCACCGCCGCCACCACCUCUACGGUCACCACCACCACCACCUCCUCCACCGCCACCAAAGCACAGACGCUCGCCCCCUCCUCCAAAGGCUUAUCCUCGUUCACCUCCUCCGCCUCCAAAGGCUUAUCAGCGUUCACCUCCUCCGCCUCUAAAGGCUUACUAUCAUUCACCUCCUCCUCCAAAGGCUUAUCAGCGUUCACCUCCUCCUCCUCCAAAGGCUUACCAUCACUCACCUCCUCCCCCUCCAAGGGCUUACCAUCACUCACCUCCUCCUCCAAAGGCUUACCAUCACUCACCUCCUCCUCCAAAGGCUUACCAUCACUCACCUCCUCCUCCAAAGGCUUACCAUCACUCUCCCCCUCCAAGGGCUUACCAUCACUCACCUCCUCCUCCAAGGGCUUACCAUCACUCACCUCCUCCCCCUCCAAGGGCUCACCAUCACUCACCUCCUCCCCCUCCAAGGGCUUACCAUCAUUCACCUCCUCCGCCUCCAAGGACUUAUCCUUCACCACCACCUCCACCUUUAGUUGUUCCUACUCCCCCUCCUUCCACUACCACUCCUCCGCCACCUCCUACUUCUACCCCAUCAUCUCUGCCACCUCCUACUUCUACGCCCUCAUCUCCGCCGCCUCCUACAUCUACGCUGCCUCCUACAUCUACACCAUCAUCUACACCACCUCCUACUUCUAUGCCAUCACCACCUUUAACACCACCAUCUCCGCCGCUUCCUACAUCUACACCAUCAUCUCUGCCGCCUCCUACAUCUACACCGUCGUCUUAUCCCCCACCUCCCCCAUCUUCAGAGAGCUCCGGAGAACAGCGAGUGAAAUGCAAAAACAAGAAUUAUCCUCAGUGCUAUGGCCUGGAGCAUACUUGUCCUAGUGCUUGCCCUCACCAAUGUGAGGUUGACUGCGUUACAUGCAGUCCCGUUUGCAACUGCAACAAGCCAGGUGCUGUGUGCCAGGACCCCAGAUUCAUUGGUGGUGAUGGAAUAACCUUCUACUUCCACGGCAAGCGAGACCAGGACUUCUGCAUAGUUUCUGAUUCCAAUCUCCACAUCAACGCCCACUUCAUCGGCAAAAGAAAUCAAACCAUGAAGAGGGACUUCACUUGGGUGCAGUCUCUAGGAAUCCUCUUUGGUAACCACAAGCUCUACAUCGGUGCCAAAAGGACGGCAACUUGGGACGACUCCAACGAUCGCCUGUCCCUAUCCGUCGAUGGCCAAACCAUAAGCCUCCCAGACAGCGAAGGCGCCAACUGGCAAUCAAUCUUAUCAGCAGGAGCACUCAGCAUCACAAGGACGAAAAACAUGAACUCGGUAGAAAUUGAAGCCGAAGGGAACUUCAAGAUCAAGGCUGUGGUGGUGCCGAUAACUGAAAAGGAAUCGUUGAUGCAUAACUAUGGGGUUACAGAAGAGGAUUGCUUUGCUCACCUUGACUUAAGCUUCAAGUUUUAUGCCCUAAGCAAAGAAGUGAGUGGUGUGCUAGGGCAGACAUACGCAAGCAACUACGUGAGUAGGGUUAAGAUGGGAGUUGUGAUGCCUGUUCUGGGCGGUAACAAAGAAUUUGCAUCCUCUACCAUCUUUGCUUCGGAUUGUGAGGUUGCAAGGUUUACUGGUGAGAUUGCUACGAAUGAUUUUUCAAACAACUUUGACCACUAUGCUAGUACUAUGAAUUGUGCUAGCGGGGUGGAUGGCCGUGGAGUUGUUUGUAAGAGAUAAAAUUAAUUGGAUAUCUCGUAAUAAAUAAUAAAGGCCAAGGACUCGUGAAGCGGUACGUCUGGCUGUUGCAGUUUCAUAAAUAUUGGUGUAAUAUUGGUCAAUUUGGUGUAUUAAUCCAACUUCUUUCUUAUGUUUAUAGUUAUAGUCACAACGUAAUCACUUCUAAUACACAAAUUGAAG
This is a messenger RNA of Pyrus x bretschneideri (Chinese white pear), 2249 nucleotides long. RefSeq names its product TGF-beta-activated kinase 1 and MAP3K7-binding protein 3. The record is from RefSeq and is a predicted model, not a curated record. Bases 147 to 2069 code for a protein of 640 amino acids. The transcript is spliced from 2 exons. Lineage: Eukaryota; Viridiplantae; Streptophyta; Magnoliopsida; Rosales; Rosaceae.